Penaeus vannamei (Pacific white shrimp) is the source of this 1762-nucleotide messenger RNA. Its product is annotated as actin-2, muscle-specific. The record is from RefSeq and is a predicted model, not a curated record. Lineage: Eukaryota; Metazoa; Arthropoda; Malacostraca; Decapoda; Penaeidae.
GGCGGAGGCGAGGGUCUGCCUUGGCCGACCAGGUGUUGCAACGCACCUUUUCUCGUUCGGCAGAUCUUGGCAAAACAUACUUCCUUCUUGCGGCUUGCACCUGCAGGUCGCGGUGAUGCUACACUGGUAAGGCAGACGCGUUGCAGACAUGUUGCAGACGCGGUGGAUUCUCGCGGAAUCAUGAUGGGUAUCUGUUCACGGCGUUGGAUUCGCGUGUCGGGGAAGGGGAGAAGACUAAAUCUGCCUCUGCCUUCGCCCACCUCCCGGCCGGGCUCCAAGUGACUAACCAGCAGCAGGAAGAACACACAAACGUAACUCGAGGUGGCCGCUUUCUGCCCCAGCAAGGGUAUCGGUUGCACAGAGUCACGUUUCUGACUAUGGUUACCAGGGUCGCUGAGCUCGCACCGCCCCCUUGGCGCGCCUCCAGGAACCCAGGACAUGAGAGGAAAGGACUCUUGGCGCGAUCCCACCGCCUCGCCAGUACAUAUAUCGGGUACCGUAUAAAAGGGCAGGUGCAAUCCCGCUCUCAUUUAGUCGUCCCCAGACUCGGCCGCGCCGGGAAGAAGUGCAACCAUGUGUGACGACGAGACUUGUCCCAUUGUGUGUGACAAUGGCUCCGGCAUGUGCAAGGCUGGCUUCGCCGGAGACGACGCCCCUCGCGCCGUCUUCCCCUCCAUCGUCGGCCGCCCCCGUCACCAGGGUGUGAUGGUCGGCAUGGGUCAGAAGGACGCCUACGUCGGUGAUGAAGCGCAGGCAAAACGUGGUAUCCUUACCCUCAAAUACCCUGUUGAACACGGUAUCAUCACCAACUGGGACGACAUGGAGAAGGUGUGGCAUCACACUUUCUACAACGAACUCCGCAUCGCCCCCGAGGAGUCCCCCACACUUCUCACCGAGGCUCCCCUCAACCCCAAGGCCAACCGCGAGAAGAUGACUCAAAUCAUGUUUGAAACUUUCGGUAUGCCCGCCAUGUACGUCGCCAUCCAGGCUGUCAUGUCGCUUUAUGCCUCCGGCCGUACCACCGGUAUGGUGUGCGACUCUGGCGAUGGUGUGAGCCAUCACGUCCCGGUCUUCGAAGGCUAUGCCCUCCCUCACGCCAUGCUUCGUCUCGACCUGGCCGGCCGUGACCUGACACUGUACCUGAUGAAGAUCAUGACUGAGCGUGGCUACUCCUUCACCACCAGCGCCGAACGUGAAAUCGUCCGUGACAUCAAGGAGAAGCUUUGCUACAUCGCCCUUGACUUUGAAAACGAAAUGAGUGUCGCUGCCGCUUCCUCCUCCUUGGACAAAUCGUUUGAGCUUCCAGACGGACAGAUUAUCACAAUCGGCAAUGAGCGGUUCCGUGCUCCCGAGGCCCUGUUCCAGCCUUCCUUCCUCGGCAUGGAAUGCGCUGGAAUCCACGAAACCGUAUACACUGGCAUCAUGAGGUGCGACAUCGACAUCAGGAAGGAUUUGUUCGCCAACGUCGUCAUGUCUGGAGGCACCACCAUGUACCCUGGUAUCGCCGACCGCAUGCAGAAGGAACUCGGUAACCUGGCGCCCCCCACCAUCAAGAUCAAGAUCAUUGCUCCUCCCGAGCGUAAAUACUCCGUCUGGAUCGGCGGUUCCAUCCUGGCUUCCCUGUCCACCUUCCAGGCCAUGUGGGUCACCAAAGAGGAAUAUGACGAGUCCGGCCCCGGCAUCGUCCACCGCAAAUGUUUCUAAAUGUAUAUAAUAUAAGGAUCAUAAAGCUAUUUUUGUAAAAUAAAUAAUUAAAAUGUCA